Medioppia subpectinata is the source of this 198-nucleotide messenger RNA. The record is from the annotation of a GenBank genome assembly. NCBI's taxonomy places the organism in Eukaryota, Metazoa, Arthropoda, Arachnida, Sarcoptiformes, Oppiidae.
AUGUGCAGAAUAUUCUACUUGUAUUAUGCGGUCGUUUCCAAUCAAACCGAACACUUGAAGAUCAAUGAAUUUACGGUUGUCUCCGGUAUACUCAAUGGAAAUAUUAUUUUCAUUACAUGUGGUUAUAUAGUGGAGGGACAGUGUUCUGGCGAUUAUCUCUUUUCCGUUCAGAUAUAUAUGGCUGACGACCAGAACGGA